UUUCUCUCCACCGAUGCUGUAAGGUACAGCGCGAGACAGAACAGCCACGUUAACUGUGUUGUAAUUUCAGGUGUUUCUGUCGGGCGGUCGCUGAAUUGGUUGGACAGCAGGUGCACUUCGUGAUUUUUCUGUAUUUUAGUAGAAUGAGUGUGGGCUUCAUAGGAGCGGGCCAGGUGGCCUACGCUCUGGCGAGAGGCUUCACAGCUGCAGGCGUGAUUGCCGCCCACAGAAUCACAGCUAGUUCCCCAGACACUGAUCUCCCAACAGUACAGGGACUGCGGAAAUUGGGUGUGAAUUUCACCACCAGCAACAAAGAGGCAGUGAGCAGAUGUGAUGUGCUCUUCCUGGCUGUGAAGCCCCACAUCAUUCCUUUUGUACUGGAUGAGAUUGGAUCAGACAUUGAAGAUCGCCACCUGAUUGUGUCCUGUGCGGCAGGUGUCACCAUCAGCUCCAUAGAGAAGAAGCUGCAGCAGUACCGCGCUGCUCCAAAAGUGAUGCGCUGCAUGACCAACACUCCAGUGGUGGUGCGUGAGGGGGCCACUGUGUAUGCGACAGGAACCCAUGCAGAGGUGGAGGAUGGAAAGCUUCUGGAGCAGCUGAUGGCCAGUGUAGGAUACUGCAUUGAGGUGGAAGAGGACCAAAUCGAUGCUGUUACUGGCCUCAGCGGCAGUGGCCCGGCUUACGCUUUCACAGCGGUAGAUGCUCUUGCUGAUGGUGGAGUGAAAAUGGGCCUACCCAGGAGACUGGCUGUACGCCUUGGAGCGCAAGCCCUGCUGGGGGCAGCUCGCAUGCUGUUGGACUCAGAGCAGCACCCUGGCCAGCUCAAGGACAAUGUGUGUUCACCAGGGGGCGCCACCAUCCACGCCCUACAUGUUAUGGAGAGUGGUGGUUUCCGCAGCCUCCUUAUUAAUGCUGUGGAGGCCUCCUGUGUGAGGACUAGGGAACUUCAGUUUUUGGCUGACCAAGAGAAGAUCUCCCCAGCUGCCAUAAAGAAAACAACUCUGGACAAAGUGCUGCAGCAGCCGGGUGUGACUGCAGAAGCUGUUGGAGUCAGAUCCCAUGGGAUCAGUAUCUUCAAUACCAAUAACCCCAGGACCAAGAAGAACUGAUUUUUUUCUUUCUUUUGUCAGGCAGAGAAACUGCAUGCUUUAAUGCGACUUGUCACAUCACUGUUGAUGCAGUAUUUGUGGUCAAUAAACCACAACUGGCAGAUGAUUGUUGAAACAUAAGAUAACCUUGUGGAUUGCUUUCUUGAAGGAAAAAACAAUCUACCUGACAUUAUGUAAAAGUGUAUGAGCAAUAUUUUUGUAAUGAAAUGUCCCUCCUUUGUAAUGUUUAAUAUUGUUCCCUCCCCAUUUAAAGUUUGAUUCCUCUGCUAUCACAUCA
This is a messenger RNA of Lates calcarifer (barramundi perch), 1386 nucleotides long. RefSeq names its product pyrroline-5-carboxylate reductase 1a (gene pycr1a). The record is from RefSeq and is a predicted model, not a curated record. The transcript has 8 exons. Gene Ontology annotation, molecular function: pyrroline-5-carboxylate reductase activity. Lineage: Eukaryota; Metazoa; Chordata; Actinopteri; Centropomidae. Gene Ontology annotation, biological process: L-proline biosynthetic process. Bases 144 to 1109 code for a protein of 321 amino acids.